Messenger RNA from Schizophyllum commune H4-8, 1598 nucleotides. RefSeq lists its product as uncharacterized. The transcript is spliced from 4 exons. NCBI's taxonomy places the organism in Eukaryota, Fungi, Basidiomycota, Agaricomycetes, Agaricales, Schizophyllaceae. The coding region runs from base 1 to 1446 and encodes 481 amino acids. The record is from RefSeq and is a predicted model, not a curated record.
AUGCCAUCUGGCGUAACGAGUCAGUUUUUCACGUGCCUCAUCCCGCUCGUCGCCGUCCUCAAGGCGUCGUCCCUCCCCGAGGCUGUCUACCGACAAUCGCCUGUUUUCGUUGCCUCGUCGUCUGAGUCUACUGUGAAACGCCAUCCACACGCCUUUGAAGCAUAUGGACUGGUCCAUGCGCAAUGGACAGGCAAUGGGGCUUCUUCUGAUUGUACGGCUGCGGGCUGGCCAUGGGAUAAACCCUCGACGGACGGCCCUUUGCCAUUUAUGCCCAACGACCCUCCCGCGCACCUUUCCCUCGCUGGGAAUGCCAGCUACAGCGACCGCCGCGACGCUCAGCGCUACGCAGCCUACCAAGUCCCCGACCGUUUUCGCCUGGCCGACGCAUUCCGUCAGGCCAUAGCGUCACCGAAGUACUGCCUCUUCGAUGCUAGAGAGCCCGACGUUUGCACAAGACUCCGCCUGACCAGCAAGCUAUGGAAUGGGGUCGUACAAGGAGCCGUCCAGAGCGGGAGACUCUACCAGAUGGUGAACGUCGGUGCCUCGUGCGCCGUUUCGACCCUGUCGGACGACCAGAAGAUCUCCCGCGUCGAGCAGUAUCUAAAGCUAUCCAAGAACAUGCCGCUCACCGUCAUCCUCGCCGCUCAGCACCAGCAAAACGGCGAGCUGCCGCCCUAUGUCAGGCCGGUGCUUGACGAGUCCCACCGCUGGGCGGCGGUGACCGUUCGCACGGACCUCGGCAGAGCCGCUCGCAGCCUGCUGCCAAUCAACGGUAAGCUAGGGCAGCUCACGCACGUCAAGAUCGAGCACGACGACAACGUCAACGACGACGACGACAACGACGACAACGACGACAACGACGACGACGCCAGAGUAGCAGAAGAAGAAGACACCGGAUCCGUCGACUUCGCGAUCUUUAAGAACGCCCCCGCCCUCACCAGCGUCAUCAUCGCCGGGCCCACCCUCUCCAUCUUCAACGUCGAGCUCCCAUACGAGCAGCUCCGAUCGAUCAGCGUCGCCGACAUCGGCUCGGACGGGCUCCUCAACGUGCUGUGCUUGACGCCUGAGCUCAAGGAGCUCGCAUGGACACUCGGCCCCACCGUCGACCUGGACGAGUACAGCGAUCCGUCUGACUGGCAGAACGACUUCCCUGUUCUACAGCACCUCACCACGUUCACCCUCGACGACGCCACCUACGCGAUGUCGUCCGGUCUCCUCGAUAUCGUCCACUUUCCGGCUCUACGCGAAAUCGAAUUUACUACACCCUCGUUCUCGCAGAUGACGCACCUUGCGGUACGCAGCCUCCUAGGUCGCGCCACUGAUCGCGCGGGUGUCUACGUCGCCUCCCCUGAUGAGGGAAGAGUGCAGGCGGACGCAUACGACAAAAUGUUCGGUGCCGUUGCCUCGGCUGCACUGGUUUUGUCCAAGCCCGGUGACGAGCUUUGAUGCAUGUAACGGGAUGUGAGUAUUUGCUCAUCGUCAGGCCUCGUAUUUAUCGCGCUGCAUUUGCUUUGCGGUCUCAGCAUCCCUGUAAUCCUCGCGCAUCAUGCUAUCGUUCUGUAGUUUCGGUUGUUUCUCCGUUGUUUGUUGUCCUUGCU